AAAUCUGAGUCAGAAUCCCGCUUGGAUAAUAAAGAAGAAGAUUUUCGAGCGACUUCUUGGCGGAGGUCGAGAGAGAAACUCGCAAUGUCUAGUCUCUCAUCCAGUGAAUCUGAGGAAGAAGAUGAGCGUAUCGAAUCAUACAGGAAAGGCGGAUAUCACGCUGUUAGAAUCGGAGAUUCCUUCGCUGACGGCCGCUAUAUCGCUCAGAGGAAGCUCGGUUGGGGCCAGUUUUCCACCGUUUGGCUCGCUUACGACACUAAGACUUCCAAUUAUGUUGCUCUUAAGAUCCACAAAAGUGCGCCAGAAUUUACGCAGGCAGGUCUUCACGAGGUUGGACUCCUUUCUGCCAUCGCUGAAGGAGACCCCACAAAUAGUAAACAUGUUGUAAGAUUAAUUGAUCACUUUAAGCACGCAGGCCCAAAUGGACAACAUUUGUGCAUGGUAAAUGAAUUUCUGGGUGAAAGCUUACUCCGGUUGAUCAAAUUUAAUCGCUACAAGUGUCUGGAAUUGGACAAGGUCAGAGAGAUAUGCAAAUGCAUUUUAAUUGGUCUGGAUUAUCUACAUAGACAACUUGGCAUUAUACAUACAGAUCUAAAACCUGAGAAUGUUCUUCUCAUGUCCACUAUUGAUCCAUCUAAAGAUCCUAUUAGAUCAGGUCUCACCCCUAUCCUUGAAAAACCGGAGGGAAAUCCAAAUGAUAGAACCACCACUAAUAUUAUUGAGAAAAAAUUGAAGAGAAUGGCGAGAAAGGCUGUGACUAAAAUAGCAGAAAGACGAGCUUCAAUAGGAGUUGUGAGACCAACUGUAAAGCCGGAUAGAUGUCUAAAUGGGAUUAACGUAAGGUGCAAGAUUGUGGACUUUGGAAAUGCAUGUUUUGCAGAUAACCCAUUAUCAGAAGAAAUUCAAACGAGGGAGUAUAGAUCCCCCGAGGUCAUUCUUCGAUCUGGAUAUUCAUUCUCGGCUGACAUGUGGUCAUUUGCUUGUUUGGCUUUUGAGUUAGCCACUGGUGAGAUCAUGUUUAAUCCUAAGAAGGGACAAGAUUACGUCGAGGAUGAGGAUCACCUGGCUCUAAUGAUGGAGCUCCUUGGAAAGAUGCCGAAAAAGAUUGCAAUUAGUGGAGCUUUGUCUAAAGAUUAUUUCGACAGACACGGGGAUCUGAAGAGAAUACGAAGGCUAAAGAACAUGUCGCUAGAUGAGGUUCUGGUUAGGAAGUACAAGUUUUCUGAAACAGAUGCUAAGGAGUUUGCGGAGUUUUUGUGUCCACUUCUUGAUUUUGCACCAGAAAAGAGACCAACUGCUCAUAAGUGUCUGCAACACACAUGGCUUAAUAUUGGGACCCAGAUUAAGGAUGAAGUGAAGAAUGAAUGAAUGUGAAGAAUGAAUGACAACUUCAAGUCAAAAAUAGGCGGGAUAUUUUUUAGGACUUCUAUCUCGUGUAUCUGCAAAUUCAAAAAAUUGGAUUUUGUAGUAUGAUGUGGUAACAACAAUUACAAUUAAUCAAAUACUCUGAACUUGAGAACUGAUAAAUUACAAG
This is a messenger RNA of Impatiens glandulifera, 1534 nucleotides long. RefSeq names its product SRSF protein kinase 1-like. Gene Ontology annotation, biological process: spliceosomal complex assembly; protein phosphorylation; regulation of mRNA processing. Lineage: Eukaryota; Viridiplantae; Streptophyta; Magnoliopsida; Ericales; Balsaminaceae. The record is from RefSeq and is a predicted model, not a curated record. Gene Ontology annotation, molecular function: protein kinase activity; ATP binding. Bases 85 to 1368 code for a protein of 427 amino acids. The transcript is spliced from 4 exons.